Sclerotinia trifoliorum is the source of this 4179-nucleotide messenger RNA. NCBI's taxonomy places the organism in Eukaryota, Fungi, Ascomycota, Leotiomycetes, Helotiales, Sclerotiniaceae. The record is from the annotation of a GenBank genome assembly.
GACGAUUCGUCCAAAAUAUUAAUGGCAAGCAACGUUCUUGCCCUUCUUUUCCUUAAGCAUCGCGCUUCAUAGACCAUAUGGAGUUAUCUUCGAAAAUUCGUUACUUCAACCUCCAGGAAAACUGUUCGAAGGAGAACUCUCUUCCUUCAUUGUUGAUCACGGCUAAAUAUUCCAUGGAACGUGGAGCCAGAAUAUUGAUAAGGAUCCGAGCAUAUUUGGUAGAGAGAGGAAAACAACUCUGCUUACGAUAGCACAUUGGUCUCACACUAUAACUGCUUACAGCUUCAAAAGUCUUGGUAGUGGUGCUUGGUAGGGUUCUCUCUUGUUCUUAAUUCCCCGAGGACUUGGAGCCGCGCGUGUGCAAAUACUUAUCUGAUAAGCAGUGUCUAUCGGCUGGAGACCCGCAGCGCAGCGCAGCGCACCGCACCACUGUACACCGCAUCAACCCCAUCCGCGGGUUCGAUACCGGGUAACGUCAGAGCAUAAACUGAGGAUCGUGCCCCUCUCCCCCGGAUGGCUGACGUACGGGAUGCGGGUCAUAUGCAUGGAGGGACGUCGUCCUCAUUGACUGAUAUCAGAAUCAAACCGGAUCAUGAGAGUAUUGCUACCAUUGAUAGGGAUAGUCCAGUCCCGAACAAAAGGCCGAGGAGUAGUAGAGAUAUAGCCGCGAUGAAGAGGAGGUGUGUUUCCACAGCUUGCGUCGCAUGUAGGAAACGCAAGUCCAAAUGCGAUGGGAAUACGCCAAGUUGCGCAGCCUGCUCAAGUGUAUAUGGGACUGGUAUGCUCAUCUGAUAUCUUAUAUUGAUCCAAUGCCCAUUGGACAUUCAAACCUAGUUGGGUUCCUGAGCUGACAUUUUGGAUCAACAGAAUGUGUAUACGAUCCAUUAUCGGACCAUAGAAGGAAAGGGGUAUACAAAGACAAGAUUGAUAGUCUCAAGACCCGGAAUUCCACCUUACAAACUUUGAUACAAGCGAUAUUGAAUGCCGCCGAGGAGGAUGUACUAGAUCUGGUUCGCCAAAUUCGGACGUGCGAGAGUCUCGAUGAUGUAGCAGAGAACAUUUUGAAGCAAGAGCAAGCACUCGAAGAGGGAGAUGAUGAUGUUUACGAUAACACAUCAUAUACGACAAAUAAUUUGCCGAAUUUCGAGAGUCAGUUGUCGGGAAAGAUGGGUGAAUUGAGAUUGGAAAAUGGAUCGGUGAGGUUUUUGGGUGGCACCUCAAAUUUGAUCUAUCUUGAUGCAGCAGACGUUGAGGAUGGGGAUGCGUCAGAAACUACUCAACAAGAAGAACCUCUCUUGUCGUGGACUACAGUUACGAACGAUACAGAGGUUAUCGUGCAUUUGAUUAAUAUGUAUUUCACAUGGCAUUAUCCAUACUUUACGACAUUGAGCAAAUCUCUGUAAGGUUUUCUUUUUCAUACUCCUCGAUCCACACCUCACUCCUUUCAAAUCCUUAUUACUUCCUCGUUUUGUUCCAGGAAUUACUGACUUCUUGGUGUCACCAGAUUUUAUCAAGACUUCCUUUUGGUAUGCCUACUCCUGUCCAUGAUUUUCAACUUGCUUGCCUACUUGCGCUCAUUUCCUCUUCCCUGGGACCGUGUUUCUCGAAACAAGUCUAAUGGUUUCUGGAUUUAGGGCAAACCUCCAGGCAACCCAAAAAGAACAACGUACUGUUCAUCAUUAUUGGUUAGUGAAGAUUCAACUCUCUAUUCAACAUCUUCUCACUUCUCCAGGUUAAUGCUAUGCUGGCUCUGGGGUGUCAUUUUACAAAUUCCCCCCAAGCUUGUGCUGAUCCAGGAGAUACAGCAACUAAAGGUGAUCAUUAUUUCGCGGAAGCUAAACGACUGAUUUUUGAAAACGAUGAGUACGAAAAGCCAAGAUUGACCACGAUACAAGCACUUUGGUGAGAUAUCAUCACGCGCUUCUAUAUGCGUUUCUAACAUCGCUUAGCCUUAUGUCGGUUCGUGAGGCUGGCGGAGGGCGAGAAGGCAAGGGGUGGGUUUACUCUGGAAUGGCAUUCCGAAUGGCUCAAGAUAUGGGUCUUCAUCUGGAUCCUGGAAUCAGUAAAAGCAAUACAAACGAAUGUCCUAUUGAUGAGAAGGAGAUUGAUGUCAGAAGAGUCACAUUUUGGGGCUGGUAUGUUUGUCUAAUCGCUUCAGUACAUCCUUUGUCACAUCUGAUUUGUUGCUCUAUCUCAAUCUCUCUUUUUGCGCCCACAGCUUUAAUUUCUCACUUUGCCUCUGAAAAUCAAAUUGAGAGACAUUAGCUAAAUUUUCCCAAUAGCUUUCUGUUCGAUAAAUGUUUUUCGAAUUACUUAGGUAGACUUCCUCAGCUAUCGGUGACUGAGAUUACGGUCCCCAAAUAUGACGUAAAAAAAUUCGACGAUGAUGAAAUUUGGUCACCCUACACAGAUAAUGGAAUAGGCCAAUUACAUUCCCAACCAUCAAGGACAAGAGCUGUAGCUUUACAAAUUUCCGGUCUCUGUGAAAUUAGUAGUGAUCUUCUUACAUUUUUCUAUCACCCGCAACGUGUGGAAAGGGGUGUUGGAAGAUCUCAGGAGCUGAAGAAGCUUAGCGAGUUACAAACGAGACUCGAGGCUUGGAAAAGAGAUUUACCAAAGGAAUUUGAACCGAAGGAAGGACAAUUACCUAAUGUCCUUCUAAUGCAGUAUGUGUUCCCUACUGUAUCCAGUGUAUUCAAUACUGAUUUGAAAUAGCAUGUUCUUUCAUCUCCUCUAUAUCCACUUGUUCCGUCCUUUCCUCAAAUACAAUCCAAGUACAUCACCUUUACCGACACAUGUAUCUCCUCGAAAACUUUGCACGCAAGCAGCUAGUUCAAUAUCCAAAUUGAUGCGCCUUUACAAGCGCAUAUAUGGGCUUCGACAAAUAUGCAAUAUAGCAGUCUAUAUUGUUCACUCUGCUUGUACGAUUCACCUCCUAAAUCUUCCUGAAAAGACUGCGAAGAGAGACAUAAUCCACGGAGUAAAGCAUCUCGAGGAAAUUGCCGAUGAUUGGCUCUGCGCACGUCGCACUCUCUCAAUACUCUCCGUGUUGGCUCGGAAAUGGAAUAUCGAUCUUCCGGCGGAAGCAUCUGCUAUAUUCUCCCGUACUGAUAGCAGGUUUGGGCACUUCUCGACAGCCGAUGUUCCAUCACCAAAAGCAGAAGUAAUAGUACACACCCCAUCAUCAGCAUCAUCGCCUGCUCAUUUCCAGACAUCUCCGCAUCCACAAUCACUUGCAAGGAAUCAAAGCCACUUACAAAAGAGUCUCUAUAGCUAUCCUACCGAUUCAAAAGUCCCACUUACUAAUAACUUGAUGAACGAUAUAUCAACAGAGUCUUCACUCACCGGACUCCAUAAUAUCGUGUCGGUACAACGAGAUCAUCCAGAUCCUAUUUCAUAUUCUACACAUGUGUCACCCGUCUCUGCAUAUCACCCCGCUCAUACAAUUUAUACCCAUCCAGCCCAAUCUUUCAGUCCCAGUAUCGCAAAUGGCGCUUCUAGAAGUAACAACAGUCCAUUGACUAGUGGAAAUAGACAUGUUAGCCCGAGCACGAUGUUUGGGGGUGUGGAGCAGUUAGUUCAGAGUCAGGAUUGGUGGUUGCAGGAUCAAGUGAGUUUAGCAGUUGGUUUUGAGAACUGGAUGGGUGGAGGUAUUGGUGUUAGUGCUCCUGGGCACGGGCAUGGUCAUAUUAAUAGUCAUAGCUUGAGUGGUGAUGUAGGCGACGCGACGGAGGAUCCAUUUUAUCAUAAUCACAACACGAAUUCUGGGGAUGGAGGGGGUAACGCGGGUGCGGGGAAUGAAAGGGGCGCUAAUGGCUUUUGGGGAUGACGAGCGGUUCUCGUGAUCGCUAGAAGUGUUUUUAUAUGAUAUGACAACAACCGUAUGGAGUCGAGAAAGAAUUCUUUCGGGUUUUCGCAGGGGUGGUCGUGGUCAUGGUCAUAAUGACAUGUCCGGAGCGGGAACAGGAGUAUGUAUUCAGCGUAGGAGUUUUUGGCUUGCUUUGUUCUUGUUAUACUAGGAUCAUUAUCAAGGAUUGAAAUGAGUAUGGGUGUAUCAAUGAAUAUACAUAGAUGUCUCAUAGGGUAUGGUGGUUCAGGAAAGGAUGGGGCUUGUUAGUAACAUAUUCGGAAUAGAAAAAGCAUUCGAUUUUUCCAAUUAUUUUUAUCUUCGAAUUGAAA